AUGGACCAGCGAAGACCGCCGGAAUACAGGCUCGAUGUCACAGCAGACCGCUCGAAUGUGAAGGAUGUAGUCAAAGGCAUCCUCCAUACCAUCUUCUUCCACCGCUACUUCACCCCUCUCUACCCAGCAACCCACGAAAUCCUCGACCUCACCCUCCCCUUCGUCACCGAAGACGACAUCGACACUCUAAUCGAAACCCGCACAAGCUCCCUCCUCCGCCAACUCGACUCGCAAUCGACUACAACUACUUCUACUACAACCACAACAACCACAACACCACCAGCCCCAACAACAACAACAACAACUUCUUCUCCACUCCAACCCUCCUCCCCCCGCCCCACCCACGCAACCCUCACCCUCCAAUUCCUCGAACGCAAACGCCGUCGAACAUGGUUCAUUCAAAAACCCGACGAAGAAACUCCCUGGGAGACAUGGAUUCUCAGCGUCAGCGUCACGAGCGCUCGAAGUGAAGGCGAAGCGCAAAGAAAUCGUUUACACAUGACGAGGAGUUUGGAAAUGGCUGCGUGCAAAAUUGUGCAGAUUGUGAAUUUGCAGAGGGGUCAUAUUCCGCCCAUUACUACGACGGAGAGUAAUCCGUUUCCGUAUGAUUUGAAGAUUAAAAUGGGGGGUGGGAAUAGUGGUGGGGGAGGAGGAGGAGGUGGUGGUGGUGGUGGUGGUGGAGGUGGAGAUCAGGAAGGGUGGGGUGGGAAGAUGGGUAUCUUUUUGAAUAAUUGA
Molecule: messenger RNA, 735 nt
Organism: Sphaerulina musiva SO2202
Lineage: Eukaryota; Fungi; Ascomycota; Dothideomycetes; Mycosphaerellales; Mycosphaerellaceae
Product: DUF1649-domain-containing protein
Exons: 2
Coding region: 1-735 (244 amino acids)
Biological process (GO): autophagosome assembly; autophagy
Cellular component (GO): phagophore assembly site
Source: RefSeq, a predicted model, not a curated record